AUGACCGAACCAUCGUUUUCGGAACCAGAACCAAUGUCGGAAUUGCAGGCCGAGCCAGAGCCGCUCAGCAACGGAUCAUCAUUAGCCGAACCAUCCAUGGAAGUAGGCGUCCAAGUUUUUCUUGUCAUAAUAGCCGUUAUCAUCGUGAUUGUUGGCAUUGUUGGUAACGUUCUUGUCAUCGUUGUUAUGGGUAGUAUAAAAACCGGUCGGACCGUUACUGACAUAUUUUUGGCAUCGCUUGCCGUGGCUGAUGUAAUAGUGUGUGUCGUGUGUGUACCUCUAUUGAUCGUCGGGAUAACAACCCACGAAGGCCAUACAGGGUUAUCCUACAACGUCGAACAGUUUUUAUUUUACUUCGCCACGAUGUCGUCAAUUCUCAAUCUCACCACGAUCGCCGUUGAUCGACACGACGCCGUCCUUCACCCACUGUCAAGAAAAAUCACAAUCGAUCGCUCAAAAGCCAUCUUAUCGAUUAUAUGGGUUGCAUCCAUUCUGAUUGCCGUGGUAAUUUUUACCAUUCCGGACCAAUAUGAGAUGGUGAUACUGUUCCCUGGUUUUGCCAUCCCUGUCACUAUCAUGUGCGUCUGCUACAUUCGUAUCGUGAAAACGGCUCGCAUUGCAGGGCAGAAAGCUUUACCCGCAAAUCAAACAAAGCCGAAGAGUGACAAGACAUUGAGGAUGGUAUUAAUAGUCAUUAUUGUCUUCAUCAUUUCCUGGAUCCCAUCUUUAGUCAGCCGACUUUUAAAGUAUAUUGUUGACAUGUCGCCCUCUAGCUUGAGCCAUCUUGAAGUGUCUGCCUGUAUGGUGGCCUACGCUGCUAGUGCUGUUAACUUUAUCGUGUACGCAAUGAUGAGCCAUCGGUUCAAAAGAAAUAUUCUGCAGCGUUUUGGACUGCAGCAUUUAUUGGCUGAAAAGGGAAAAAAUGAGGCUACAAUAGGUGUCACCGCCAUUUCACGUUUUGAAAACAAAGUACAACCCAUGCACUCCAAUGUGUCGAUGUGCAGAGACGAUAACCAGCCAAGUAAAUAG
Molecule: messenger RNA, 1029 nt
Organism: Saccoglossus kowalevskii
Lineage: Eukaryota; Metazoa; Hemichordata; Enteropneusta; Harrimaniidae
Product: neuropeptide Y receptor type 2-like
Biological process (GO): cellular response to hormone stimulus; G protein-coupled receptor signaling pathway
Cellular component (GO): plasma membrane
Molecular function (GO): G protein-coupled receptor activity; peptide binding
Source: RefSeq, a predicted model, not a curated record